AUGGUCGAUGAAGGGGAUGGUCCCUCAAAGAAGAGGAAAGCAGCACCAAGUGACAAAGAAGAAACACUCAUUGCGACCGUCAAAAAAGUUUUAUUCUCGGUGGAGGCCAUCGAAUUCUUCAAACGUGUGUUCAAUAUUUCGGAAUUUCACCAGGCCAUGAAAUCAUUCCGAGACGCCCAAAUAAAGAAGAGACCGCAACCAAAAACCGCAACCAACGAAGACCCAGCGGAAGUGAAAGAACGGAACCGCUCAGUCGUCAUCAUUAAUGUGCCGGAAAGUAGAUCGAAAUUCGAACAUGAGAAGAACCUGGCUGACCUAUCACAUGUGCAGAUGUUGUUCCGUUAUCUGGAUGUUGGAUGCUCCCCUAUGGCUGUUUACAGACUUGGUCGACCUCGUGAUGAUGGAAGAAGUAGAUUACUGAAGGUGAUAAUGCCAUGUUCCCAAUCCCAAAGAGCAAUCCUGUCUAAAGCCAAAACCCUCCGUUCUUUUGUCACCGCCCCUCAUCCGCCUGUAUUCAUCCGUAAAUCGUUAUCCCGCGAAGAGCUCGAAAAACAGCGCCUAGAAAGAGCUUUGAAAUUUCCCCGCUCCGAUCCAAUUAGUGUAGACGUAGAAAUGCAACCUGCUGCCAGCGCCCUUCUGCGCAAAUCCAUCGAUCAAACAGAGAAAAAAACAAAAACAAAUGAGAUCAUAUUUUCUUAA
Messenger RNA from Caenorhabditis remanei, 699 nucleotides. RefSeq lists its product as uncharacterized. The record is from RefSeq and is a predicted model, not a curated record. The transcript has 2 exons. Bases 1 to 699 code for a protein of 232 amino acids. NCBI's taxonomy places the organism in Eukaryota, Metazoa, Nematoda, Chromadorea, Rhabditida, Rhabditidae.